Molecule: messenger RNA, 6385 nt
Organism: Sclerotinia trifoliorum
Lineage: Eukaryota; Fungi; Ascomycota; Leotiomycetes; Helotiales; Sclerotiniaceae
Source: the annotation of a GenBank genome assembly
UACUCUUUUCCAUUUAUCCCAUGCACUGCUGGGCCGUAUAUUUAUUUUCUUUGUUAAUAUAUACACAGCUACACAACUACACAGCUACGACCUACGACGGUAAAGAUUUCAUCAUCCCAGUAACUGGCCUAUGCAACCUCCCAUCUUCAGGCUGCGUCCGCUUCCUAAUCACGCUAAUGGGAGAACAAUCAGGCGUGCCUACCCUGUACCUAUAUUUACUUCGAGGUUUAUCAGGAUCUGGAAGAAAAUCUCAACAACAAGGCAAGAGAGAGACUUGUAUGUUGUUCUAUUAAGACUUACAGUGUCUGAAAACAUUAUCCAAAGUAUCAAGAUUCCCUCCCUCCUUGCGAGAAAAUCAUUCCAUUAUUUACGAUUCUUUCUCAAAUGAUCUCCGUCAUUCCUUUUUCAAUCUUAACCCACCAGUCCUAAAAAAGGUAUCCUACAAUCAAUUAAUCAAAUCGCAUUACCGGGGACUUUGAUGCUCACGAACUUUCCAUUUGAUUCUUCUACCAUCGGCGAAUUUAGAGCAGCAAAGGCUGCUCGCAUUCACGACGUCUUCCGCAAAGAAAAGAAAGCUCUCCCCGCAGAUUGUACCAGGCAUAGAAACCGAUCGAGGUCCUGAUUUCCCCAUAUCAUCGGUGGAAGGUCGCGGAUCACAAUCCCCCACCGAUCUGCCUUUAUUCGACACUUCUGCCCAAGAAAUUCACCGUGCGGAAUCUCUACCUUCAAAUACCGUACCCUCACAUCUGCAAACAUCUUCGACCCUUCCUGCCGGAGACUGUAUCUCCUCUGCGGCCAGUUCGCCGAGCGCAGCCUACGCGGGUUUAUCGAUAGAUAGCGAUAAAGGCGGGGAAUUUACUAGCAGCAAAAAUCGAAGAAGAUUUCCCUCCGAGCCCUUCGAAUCAGAGCAGCAAGGAAGAUCUCCAAGACAUAGGGCCAUUAUGGGGGGCGCAGAAGACACGCCGCACAGGUCAUCAUCACCGUUAAAAAGACCAGCCUCGGAAUUGGAACCAGAUGCACCGUCGUCAAGCCAAAAGGAAGAUGUUGACAUGGUCAUGGUCCCGGACGUAGACGAAGAUACAGAGAAUGCUAUUGCAGCUCCAACUGCGGUCAGAGCAGCAUCAAUCGAUAUGCUAAGAGAUGGGUCUACUAUCGAAGCCAGUGCUCAUCCUGGACCGGCUACCGAGAAUGGUCCAUUCAAUGGUAUUACCCAUUUGUGUUGUUUGUGAAUGAAAUUGCUGACAUAUACAUGUAGACCCUAAAUCAGAAGUCCCACCGAUCGACUUUCAGGUUUCGACUGUAACAACAUUGUGCAGAGCAGAGAGCGAGCGACAACGCAGCGAGGGGCGUGAAGGAGACAAGACAUUCCUAGUUUCCAAGAAGUGGCUUGAGAGAGUCAUUUCGAGGACCUCUGAAGCUAGAGCGAAGAGCAAGGAAGCCUUGGAGGAAGAGAUUGGGCCAAUUGAUAACUCUGACAUCAUUCAACAAAUUAUCCCUCAACCGGGUCGGGAAGAUUUCGUUCAACUUAAGCAUGGCAUCGGAGAAGAUCUUUUCGAAUUGUUUCCGGUCGACGCGUGGGAAAUGGUCCUGGAAUGGUAUGGCUUAAUGAAUGGUACGAAAGCAGUCGUUCGAUUCGCACACAACACAAACCCGGACAAGAGUCCUGACGCGAUACCGAACGUGGCCUACGAAUAUCAUCCUCCGGUUUUCCGCAUACACCGUGUAUGGUCCGAACUUGGCAGUAGGGUGGAUGCAACCACAAAGUCGGAAAAUCCGGACGCGCCUGUAAUUGUCGCGAGCAGAUCAAUGAGAAUGCAUGACUUCUUGAAACUUGUAAAGGAGGUUGCACGGAUUCCCAUGAAGCAAAAGAUACGUCUUUGGAGGGUGCCAAGAACGUUGCCUGCCGCUGAGCCAGCCGUAUCAACUGCUGUUGGUACCUCUACUCCUCCUGCGUCUAGACCUGGUACGCCAGCGGCUGAUGAUAAUGCCACAAGCUCUGAAGCACAAGAUUCAUGGAAGAAGUUAUUGUUGGAUGUAACAGAAUUUACCAAGGUGGAGAGAGAUUCGGGCAGGAUUAAGGUUGAUUUCGAGGAUUCGACUGUGAAUGACAAUUACAAUGGCCGGUCGGAUUUGGAUUUCUGUGGGCUUGGGGAUGACCAAGCAAUCGUCGUUGAUGAACUGGUUGAAGGCAAAGAUGGCUACGUCUCGAACACAAAGCCAUCGCCGAACGGCAAGCUCAAUGGUGCCGGGCGUAAAAGCAAUUCCAGUUUCAUCGUCAGCAGCCAAAAUAACAGUGGCCGCAAUAGCCCAGCACCGUCAUCUGGAUACAACCUUCGUUCUUCCAGUCGAAGAUCGAAGAAUGGACGGACGCCAGGAACUGUCGGCCUUAGUAACCUUGGAAACACGUGUUACAUGAAUUCUGCUCUGCAGUGUGUUCGAAGUGUGGAAGAGCUAACCAAGUAUUUCUUGAAUGCUUCGUACAAGGCAGAGCUUAAUGGUGAUAAUCCUCUUGGUCAUGGAGGUGCCGUGGCGGAGUCAUAUGCGGAUCUCCUGAGAGACAUAUACAAGGAACCUCCUCCUAUCUCAGUCCAACCACGCUAUUUUAAGAACACUGUCAGCAGAUUUGCCACCCAAUUCUCUGGAUAUGGUCAACAGGAUUCUCAGGAAUUUAUUGGAUUUUUACUUGAUGGUCUCCAAGAAGAUCUCAGCAGAGUGAAGAAGAAGCCGUAUAUCGAGAAGCCCGAUUCAACUGAUGAAAUGAUCGGAAACCCGGAAGCAAUCAGAGAGAUGGCCACGAAGGUCUGGGAUAUCACAAAGCAACGAGAUGACUCGGUAAUUGCAGAUUUAUUCACUGGAAUGUACAAGUCCACUCUUGUCUGUCCACAUUGUGACAAGGUCAGCAUCACUUUUGAUCCUUUCAACAACAUGACUUUGCAACUCCCAAUUGAAAAUAUGUGGACCCGUACGGUCGCUUUCUUUCCACUCAAUGAUAGACCAGUCUCCAUUGCUGUUGAGAUCGACAAACAUGCAAGCUUUGGGACACUUAAACGUUGGGUCAGCAAAAAGGUCGGAGUUCCAGUGGAGAGAUUGUUUACUUGUGAGGUGUAUGAAGGCAAAUUCUACAAAUGGUACCAUGAUCAUCUUCUUCCCACAGAAGCCGUUGAAAACAGCAAAGAUUUGGUUACGCUGUUCGAAUUGGAGGCGCCACCCACAAAUUUGCCAAAGCCUGAGAAAGCUAAGCAAAAUACGUUUGGCAAAAACAAUUCCGAAGUUGAUGAACAUUUGCCUUGGGACUCCCCCGAGGCUGAGAGGUUACUCGUUCCUGUGUUUUAUCGUCGUCUCAAGCACGGAUGGAACAAAAAGAAUAAUUCAUGGGACAUCACAACCACUCCUCAUUUUAUAGUAGUUAAUCCUCAAGAGGUAAGAUAUUCCUAGCUUUGUCACCUUAAAACUUUGCUUUCAAAUCAUUGACAUUAUGGCAGGCACGAAGUGAAGAAGCAAUCAGGCGAAAGGUUUUAGAAAAGGUUGCAACGUUUACCACGUGGCCUCGUUUCAAUGAUGAAGACGAUCCUUCAAGCGCGUCUGAAAGUAUCGACCCGGACCUGGUCGUCACUACUGGUUCUGAUGCAGACUCGUCUGGAGACGGUAAAUUUGUUGCCCAUUCUUUGGACGGUGAAGACGAAUUAGUCGACGUAGCUAUGAAAGAUUCUAAUUCUGCUCCUGAACCUGUUGUGGAUCGUCCCGCGUAAGUUGACUUCUUCUGUACACGCUACACAAAGCUAAUUACCUGAUAGUGCUCCUCUGAAAGCCUUCAACACUCGCCGACCAAGAUGGCUAGACCCGGCAGAAUUCCUCUCGGGAGAAUUGCAGAAUCUUUUUGAAAUCUCCUACAUAGCUGAUUCACACGGAGGCAUGCCAAAAGCUUGGGGUGUGAAUAUUGAAACCAACACUUAUCCAAAGAUAUCUGAAAGGAAUCCGCAAGUACACCAGAUGAAUGGCGAUGAUACCUCAAACGAGUAUGAUGCUAUGGACAGCAGAGCUGGAUCGAUUUCCAGUAGGUCUAGCAAGGAGAGCAACGAUGAUGUUAAUGGCGUUGUCCCAGCACCAACGAGGAUGGCUGAAGAGUCGAGUGACGAAGAUGAUCUGGAUCAGAUUUCUCCUCCUAGAGUAAGUGAUGCAGCCUCACAAGCGUUUCUAACAUGUUUCUUUUUGCUUGGGAAGUAGCUCCUGGAAAUAUAGAGAUACUAAUUGAGAAAUAGGCCCUUCCAGUCCGGCCGGCUCCAAAACCUGGCGGCAGGGUAGGUCCCAAAAACAAACGUCGCAAUCGUAACAUGAAGACUUACUCAAAGAAGGGCAAAUUAGCUGCAAAAAAGCGGCCACAGCUUGAGGUUGAUUCUGAACAAGAUGCUCCUGAUGAUGGUCCCUUGAUUCGUCUUGGUGAAGGACUUGUUGUCGAUUGGAAUGACGAUGCAUGGGAUACUUUGUUUGGUGCUUACAACGAUAAAGAUGAAUCCCGUGGCAGACCCACUUAUACGAAUCUUCCUGUCCUUCACGAUCCGGAGCUUCUUUCAAAGCGUAAAGCCCGUGACACGAGAAAAAAGCAGGGUGUCACUCUCGGGGAUUGCCUUGAUGAGUUCGGCAAGGAAGAAAUUCUCUCGGAAAUGGAUACUUGGUAUUGUCCUAGAUGCAAAGAACAUCGUAGAGCAAGCAAAAAGUUCGAAAUCUGGAGAACUCCAGAUAUCCUUAUCAUGCAUCUUAAACGUUUCAGCUCUAGUGGUAUGCGAAGAGAUAAACUCGACAUUCUCGUUGAUUUCCCAAUUGAUGGGUUGGACCUUUCCUCCCGAGUUAUUGAAAAACAAGAUGGCAAAGAGGAGAUCUACGAUUUGAUAGCUGUCGAUGAUCACUGGGGUGGUAUGGGUGGAGGUCAUUAUACUGCCUUUGCGAAGAAUUUCGUCGAUGGCAAGUGGUAUGAAUAUAAUGGUAUGAAAUCUCGAAAUCAGUUAAUGUAAAUAACCGACUAACUUGUUUAGAUGCCUCUGUUUCACAAACACAAGAUCUUGACAAACUAGUCACACGUGGCGCUUAUCUUCUCUUCUAUCGAAGACGUUCAUCAGAACCCCUUGGUGGUAAAGCUUUGCAAGAAAUUACGUAUGCAUUUGACAAUGUCUCUUCGGAUGAUGAACUUUCGGGGGAAGGCCUACGCCUCGGCGGAAACUCCUCCCAACAUGGGUCGCCGAGCGCCUUGGAAGGAGUCGCAGCAGCUCACCAUCAACCAGAUCUCCCUGGUUCGGAGGAUGGCGAGGCGAUGACGACAGUAAAUCAACAGGAUCUUGAGCACGGGUCGAAUUAUGAUGUUCUUAAUCAAGGUGGUGAACCAUUUUCCGGCUUCAAUAACAUUCCCUUGCAAUAUCCAGAUAUGGACGUCCCAGAAAGUACUGAAGCUGACGAAGGUAUAGACAUGAGCGUUGAUUACAAUAAUGUUGCACCAAACAUCAAUCAACAACCAUGGAGCUGGCAACGCCUUAACCAGAAUUCUCCAACCUUUCCCUCUGGCGCAGCCUCCGAAGCCGGUGGCGAAGCUGGUAGCGUAGGUUCAGGUGAUUUCGGAGCCGGCAGCUUAGUUGGUAGCGAUGGGAUUGAACAUGGUUCCAACCCAGAUGAUGCUACCAAGGAACAGCGAGUGAAGGAAUUCAGUGACGCUUUACCUGAUGAAGAGUAUCAUCAAGAAGAUUAUAUACCCGAUACUGAUCAUAUGGGUCCAAGUACCAGUGAGAUCAUGGCAAAAUCAGCUGCGAUGAAAGAGCACAUUCGCGCACAGCAACACAAUUACGAAGUUCCGGUCGAUGAUAUUGAAGAAGACGAACUUGAGGAACCUGCUGCUGAAAUACAUGUCGAGGAAGGUGAGGGAUUGAAAGUGGAUUAAACUUCUUGCGACCUAUCAUACUUUUGUGUAUGAGUGUGUUCAUCGGGAAGCAAAGGAGUUUUGGGAUUGCUAUGUGUAGAAGUGGGCUGGUACAUUCAUUAGGUUCGGAGAGUGGAUUGAUUUGCAAAGAUGAUGUUAGUAGACAUGAACUGAAUAUGCUGUUACGACAUUUCUAUUUUUGGCUCUUAGCAUAUGGUUGAUGGAGUGAGGUGGUGGGGGUGAAAGAUAUCCGAAUGCAUGCAAUGGAAUGGAGUAAAUAUGUUUUUUUUUUACUUGGCCGGUGGGAGGCUGACGGUAGACGAAGCGGAAAUGCGGUUGAUGAAUGAAUGGAUGAAAUGGAUGCAUGCAUAAAUGUCAAGAACGAACUCUGGCUGGGAAUGAAUGGGAAUGAAGUAAAAAAAAAUAGUGACGAGAAAACGGUUCAUGUAUGUGGUCAAAUAGAAAUAUGCUUUAUGAAAGGUU